AUGGAUCCAAUCAAUUCGAUUAACAAAGACGAUGCUUCAGUAUAAGCGAGAGCAAGGAGGAGAAGGAAUGAUCAAAGUAGUAGGGAUUAUACCUGUGGGUGUGGGAAGAGCUAUUUAAGUUAUCCCGCAUUAUACACGCAUUUGAAGUAUCGCAACUUAUAUACGGAGGCAAAAACAUCAAGGAAGCCCACCUCAAGGGACCACUCAACCUAAUAAUAUGAAUCCGAAAGCAAAUAGGGGCAGACCCAAGCGAAUGAAAAUGACUUGAAGGAAGGAAAAUCAGAUGAUGAAAGAUCAAUUAGCAACAAUGAGCCAGAUGAAACCAUUGAAUAAGUCCUUCUCUUUUUAGAUAGCAUUGGCAAUUUCAGAUCUGGCAUGAAGUAUGAAAAAGAAGAAGAAAAAUAAGGCUAUUUGUUGACUUGCUUCCCCAAGGAUUAUUUUAGCAACUCUCAGGAUUAUUAGCCCAUUUAUAACAAUAUUAAGGACAUCACAAAUGAAAGAGUAAAAAAUCCAGAUCAGGAUCCUCUUAUGAAAGAGGAAAUUGAUAAGGACAAAAACAUUAAGAAAACUUAAAUAAAUAAAAUCUUAGCCUAUUUUCUUGUGGCGAUUGGCCCAUUAUUGAAUGAAGAUGCUUACAAGGAAAUGGCUACAUUUAUUGUUCUAUUCUCAAUCGCACUUAAUGAAGCGGGUUAUCAGGCCCUCUAAAAUUAUGAAUAAGAAUAAUAUCAGCAAGGAGAUACUGAUAAAAAGCCUUAAUCACUAGUCAAACAAGACUAAAAUUUGAAUGCAUAUUGCGAAGAAUAAAAUGGUGAACACAUUUUAUUAAUAACAAAUGAAUUUAUUUUGUCAUUUUUACCAUUGAACUUCCCUAAAUUAGGGAACAUAGAAAAAUCAUUUAGAAUAUUUGGUAGUCCAGAUGAAAAGUUAAAAAAUGCUGUUUAUGUUACUUAACAUUUAUCUUACUGGUUGUAUGCUAUGAAAUUUACUAACUCAAGAUUAGCUUUAUACACAGAUGAUGAUUAAUGA
This is a messenger RNA of Paramecium tetraurelia, 1026 nucleotides long. RefSeq lists its product as uncharacterized. The transcript is spliced from 6 exons. The record is from RefSeq and is a predicted model, not a curated record. Lineage: Eukaryota; Ciliophora; Oligohymenophorea; Peniculida; Parameciidae.